Molecule: messenger RNA, 2754 nt
Organism: Ixodes scapularis (black-legged tick)
Lineage: Eukaryota; Metazoa; Arthropoda; Arachnida; Ixodida; Ixodidae
Product: neuroplastin
Exons: 10
Coding region: 190-1908 (572 amino acids)
Biological process (GO): homophilic cell-cell adhesion; axon guidance; dendrite self-avoidance
Cellular component (GO): axon; plasma membrane
Molecular function (GO): cell-cell adhesion mediator activity
Source: RefSeq, a predicted model, not a curated record
ACUGGAGGAGGGCGGCCGUUAUUUUUCGGUCAGCCUAAAAAUAGACACCCCGAACCCGGGCGCGUGGAGCACGCUCGUUCUCUCGGCAAGCGGGCACCGGCAACAGUGCCGCAGCGGAGUGCGAGGAUAUACCAGGAAGCUAGGCGGACAUCGCGGGCGAACCAGGGCCGCGAACCGCAAGUCGCAGCCAUGGUGCCGCCUCUUCAUCGACUGUUAUGCCGGUUACGGACUCUUCUAGUCGCCGUCCUUCUACUCGCCACGUGCUCCGCAAACCAGGAGGAAGACGUGCAGUACCAGGGCCCCAGCAUCGUGCGCGAGGGCUCGCCGCUGACCCUCCACUGCCGACUGCCGUUGCACCGGUUCGCCAGCUGGCGCAGAGGGGGACCGGGCUCGACGCCCAUCGUACCGGACCCCUGGAACCGGUACCGGUUGAGUCGGGGCCCCCGGGAGCCGGACCGGACCAGUUCCACGCUGACCGUACUCGAAGCCCAGCUGAACCACAGCGGAGACUACUUCUGCAGCAGUUUCAGUCCCAUCUUCCACAGCGUCACCGUAUUGCCCAGAGGUUCAGACAGCGACGCCCGAGCCGAUGAGGGCAAGUGUCUGCGGCUCCAAGAGGGCGGUCGCCUGGAGCUGGACUGCGGGGCCCUGGCCACCGGUCCGAUCCGGUUCCCGAUGGCCUGGAUGAAGGACACCCGCCGCUUCCUGCCUCCGUCCGGCGGCAACGUGCGCCUGGAGAUGACGCGCCUGGUCAUCGAGACGGCGCGUCGGGAAGACGCCGGCGUCUACAUGUGCUCCAACAUGAUGGCCGCCGGCUACGGGCAGCCCAUCGCUGGACGCGUGCUGCACGUCUACACGCCCAUUGACCUGCGGCCGCUGAGCCCCAGGGCCGUGGUCCGGCAGGGCAGCACGCUGCGGCUGCGCUGCGACGCCUCGGCGGUGCCCCGGCCCCGCAUCUCCUGGUGGAAGAACGGCGAGCCCCUGGAAGGGGGCGGCAGGGUGCGCCUGCUGCACGGUCCCCCGCCGGAGAGCCUGCCCCUGGCGCAGCUGGAGCUGAGCGACAUGGGCGACGACGACGAGGCCGUCUACUCGUGCAGGGCGUCACACCGGGAGUGCGGACAGCACGCGCAGACCAGCACCACCGUCUUCGUCAGGAUGAAUGCAGUCCAGACCAACGAGGAGAUUCCGGGCAAGGGUAUCCUCUUGGACCCCCGAUCCAAGUCGCUGGUGCUCCAGUGCAACUCCACCGAAAACCCUGGCCUGGACAUUAUCUGGUUCAAAGACGGCAAGAAGCUGUCAGCCGACGAACCCAGGUACAGCCAGAACAGCGACACCAACACGCUCGUCAUCAACGACCCGACUUAUGCGGACACCGGAAAUUACACCUGUGCCGUGGUGGACGGAGGCGACAAUGCCACCAUCGUGGUCCAGACCAACGUGACCAUCGAAGUGUCCGAGAUCUCGAAGAACCAAGUGGAAGGCGAUCCCCUGACCCUCUCCUGCAAGGCCUUCGGGGUUCCUGUGCCAGAAGUCACCUGGUUCAAGAAUGACGAGCCUCUCAACAUCUCCGACCCCCGCAUCUCCCUGGAGCCCCUGGACAACGUCACCAACGCCAAGCUGGUGAUCCAGAACCUUAACUUCGACGACCGCGCAGAGUACACCUGCUUCGCCACCAACGGCAUCAGCAACGCCACCAUGAUGGUCCUGGUCCGGGUCAAGGACAAGCUUGCUGCCCUGUGGCCCUUCCUCGGGAUCUGCGUCGAAGUGGCGGUGCUCUGCGCCAUCAUCUUCAUCUACGAGAAGAAGCGCGUCAAGCCCGACUUCGAGGAGUCGGACACGGACCAGAACCCAGAGAACAAAAACUUGUCAGACCAGAAGGAAGGCCAGGACAUCAGGCAGCGGAAGUGAUCCCGAGGACUCAAGACGACGACGGCGCCGACGACAACAAUCGAUUGCCGGCCGGCUUUUCCUCUUGUCUGUCAACGGCGACGCCACUGCAUCCCCUUCCACCUCUCCCCCUCCUACGCCCUUUCACCUUUCCCCCCUCCUACGCCAUUUCUGUUUCUGCGGCGGAACGAGUUUUACGGAUGAGCGGGACCAAGUCCCGCAAAAGCGUGCACUACCGUUCUGCCCCCCCCACCUCCCCCGCCACACUUUUAGGGCUAGUCCACACACUUUCGACUGCCUACGACCGGAGAGGCUCGAGACCGGUUUUUAACCUGUCCGGUUGCGCUUAGUUGCAAGCUGUGCAGGUCGGGGGCAGUCGCAUGAGGCGGUGUCUGGCUGAAGGCUUGUGAGCUGACCUUUAGCCGGACAUCACUUUGUCGCUCCCUCCGGCGACGAACAUCAAAAUAUAGAUCGAACUUGGGGAAUUUCUGGGUUUUCUUCAUUCUUUGUUUUCGCCCCGGAGGUUUUUAGGCCUGCCAGAUACUUAAUAUUUCUUUCUUUUUUUCUUUGUUAUUGUUGACUUUAAGUUGGCAUGGUCCGCAUUGUUAAUAAGUGUAUCCAAGAAUUGUUUCGGUGUGUGGAUGUGGCGCGGUUCCUUUUGAACUUGCGUGCCUGCAAAAAAAAGGGCUGCCCUUAGGUACUAGACACGUAGGCGAGCAUUUCUCCACUGUACAUACAGUCGCCGAGACAGGCUUCUUUUUUUUCCCCCCUUUGUUUGUUUAGUGUAUUAUAGCUCUAUGGAAGAAGUGCAAUUAUCUUUGUUAUCUGUAUAAGAGCACAUUUGGAUAAUAAAACCGUUCAACCAAA